Messenger RNA from Pseudophryne corroboree (corroboree frog), 6878 nucleotides. RefSeq names its product zinc finger protein 628 (gene ZNF628). Gene Ontology annotation, biological process: regulation of transcription by RNA polymerase II. The record is from RefSeq and is a predicted model, not a curated record. The transcript has 2 exons. Lineage: Eukaryota; Metazoa; Chordata; Amphibia; Anura; Myobatrachidae. Gene Ontology annotation, molecular function: RNA polymerase II cis-regulatory region sequence-specific DNA binding; DNA-binding transcription factor activity, RNA polymerase II-specific. Gene Ontology annotation, cellular component: nucleus. Bases 293 to 3571 code for a protein of 1092 amino acids.
CCCUGCACACAGCCAUACUGCACCCCCAUGUUGCACUGUGUGCAGGGGGAGAGAUGGGGCCGGCGCUGUACUGUGUGCAUGGAAGGGAGCGGCCAGCGCUGUGUGCACUUUGCUGUCUGAAGUUGAACUCGGUACGUCUCCACUGGUAACGCGGCCAGUGACGGAUAAUGAGACGCGCAGUAAUGACGUCGGUGGCAGCGCGACUGUCGGCCUCGUCGCAUUGCAUGCCGGGAGGCCGGGGAAUAUUGCCGUGGUGGAAGACGCGGUGACACCUGCAGAAAAGUCCUCCAAAAUGGUGGGAGCGCAGGAAAUGGAAAUUCAAACUUCGUCAAUACAACAGCAGCCGCCUGUGCAGUCAGCAGAGACCAGUAGCCACCAGUACGAGUGUCAUGAAUGUGGCAAAGUGUUCAAGUGGUCUUCCAGACUUAUUCAUCACCAAAGAACUCAUACUGGAGAGAGGCCGUACAAGUGUUCAGAAUGUCCGAAGGCGUUUAAAGGCUCUUCAGCACUUCUCUACCACCAGAGAAGCCACACCGGGGAACGUCCUUAUAAGUGUGGGGAUUGCGGCAAAGCUUUCAAGCGCUCGUCUUUAUUGCAGAUCCACCAGAGCGUUCACACAGGGUUCCAGUCUUUCAAAUGUAAUGUCUGUGGAAUGGCGUUCAAGUGGUCCUCUCAUUAUCAGUACCAUAUGAGGCAGCAUACCGGGGAGAGGCCGUACAAAUGCAACAUCUGUGAGAAGGCCUUCAAAAACUCCUCCAGCUUAAGGCGACACAGGAAUAUUCACACAGGAGAAAGGCCUUAUGUGUGCACCGUGUGCGGCAAGGCUUUUACGCAGUCCACAAACUUGAAGCAACACGAGCGUAUACACACCGGAGAACGUCCCUACAAGUGCGGCGAAUGUGGGAAAUCCUUCACACACUCCUCCAACCUUCUCCUUCACCAGCGCACGCAUAACGGCGGCAUUACACACAAAUGUGACUUGUGUGGCAAAGUGUUUAUCUCUGACGCUUUCCUGCAAAAGCAUUUGCAGUCGCACACGAUUGAACAGACUUUUGUGCAAGCUGGCACGGAGGUUUUCCUGACCACUACAGAGGACAUGGAGACGUUGGAGAUGCUUUAUAAAUGUGGCACAUGUGACGGGACGUUCAAGAAUGAGGACUUGCUACUCGAGCACCAGCAGAGUCACGCUGAAGAGCAGAUCUACUCUUGCAUUUCUUGUGAUAAGACGUUUAAAAGUGCCUCAGGGCUAUCACGCCACCAGUAUACUCACUCUAACGAAAGGCCUUAUAAAUGCUCCAUUUGCGAGAAGACGUUUGUGCAGCUCUCCAACCUCUUGAUGCACCAGAGGACCCACACGGAGGAGCAACAGCUGAUACAAACAGAGGCAGAGGUCACAUGCCCACAAACCAUUGAAAUUGUUCAGCCCUUUACCGCUACGGCCCCUCCGGAGACGGUAGACCGUCCAUAUAAAUGUACGGACUGUAGUAAAGCCUUCAAAGGUUCCUCAGGGCUCCGUUACCACAUGCGAGACCACACAGGAGAACGCCCUUACAAGUGUUCAGAGUGUGGAAAAGCUUUUAAGCGCUCUUCUCUGUUGUCAAUCCACCAGCGAGUACACACUGGCGUGAGAGCCUUCAAAUGCGCCGAGUGCGGGUUAACGUUCAAAUGGUCCUCCCAUUAUCAGUACCACUUGCGACUACAUACCGGGGAGAGGCCCUAUAGUUGUACGGAGUGUGGCAAGACAUUCAAAAACACCUCUUGCCUCCGCCGGCACCGGCAGCUGCACACGGGCGAGCGCCCGUUUGCCUGCGUCAUGUGCGGCAAAACCUUCACUCAGACUUCGAACUUGCGUCAGCACGAGAGGACCCACACCGGGGAGAAGCCGUAUAAGUGUGAAAAGUGUGACAAAACUUUUACCCAUUCAUCUAAUUUGCAGCUACACCAGCGCACGCACUCUAGUGACAGACCUUACAGGUGCACCGUUUGCGGCAAAGGCUUUGUCAUGUCCUCAUAUCUCCAGAGACAUCUGCGUACCCAUGCUACAAACACUGGAGGGGAUGGGGAUUUGGCUGCCCAAACACUGGCACCCCUGAAUGGACAGGUCACACCCACCUCACAGAAAGUUCAAAUGGUACAGGAUAUGCCUGCAACACUGAAUUUUGAAGUCUGCAACCAACCUAACGCUUUAAAUUCACAAACUUUUUUCCUGGUGCAAGUCCCACAACAGAACCCUCCAAAAUUUAUUCUGCUACCCUCUGCCCAAGUAUUGCAGUCCCAGCAGAAGGUAGUACCCAAUACUUCCAACGUAGUUACGAUACAGAACAAUACAGGUCAGAAAAAUCAGCAGACCAAGGCUCCACGGAAGAGAUCAAAGCAAAAAACAACCAAUAGCCUUAAUUUUACAUCUCCAAACAAGAAUGUUCUCAUUAUGCCGAAUACUUGUCCGAAAAUCCCCAAUUUGCAGCCUCUUCAAUUUCAAACGAUUCAGAGCUAUCCCAGAGCCCAAACGGUGCCCGUGGGUCAAAAUUUCAUCUUUUUACAGAAUGUCUCAGAGCAAAACCCUUUGCAACUACCAACAAUGCAAAUAAACCCAAGUUCCGUACAGAAGACUGCAAACAUACAAAUUCAACAGGUACCCAAUACACAGGAUGUAACCAUACAGAACAUACCAAGCUCUCAGGAAGUGUCAAAUAUUCAGUUUAAAACUUUACCAUCUUCAGAAGACCUGUCUAAUAUGCAGACCUUCUCUAGCUCCCCAAUUAUACCUAAUGUCCAUAUCCACCAAGAACUAUCCAAUGUCCAGCUCCAGGCCAGCCCAACGACAACACACAUUUCCGACCUUCACAUACAGGCUCUCCCAGAAUCCCAAAACGUCUCCAGCUUACAGGAGAGCCAGAACCUAAUAGUUGUGCAGAAUUCUCCAGGUGAGGAGCUUUUAAGCACCACGGAGAGCGUGGAAAGCUUGCAAUCCAUGGAAGAAGUUCAGGAUGUCCACUUUGAAACCCUCCAGACGGAAGACGGUUUGCAGAACGUUUUGGUCUUACAAAAUGCUGACGGGGAGCAAACACGGUUGUGUGUGCAAGGAGUGGAAAAUAUUCAGGGCAUUCAAGAUGUUUCUAAUGUCCAACUUCAAGCCAUGUCUACUAUGCAGGAGUCUGGUAACGCUGCCCCAGAAUGUCAAAAAGUAUUUAUUAUCCAGGGCUCUCAGGGGGAGCAGACCCUCCAAGUGGUCGAUAACUAUCAGAGUGAUCAAAAUCUGCAUCUAGUAGAGAACAUUCAAGGAUUGCAGGUUGGGCAGAACCAGCUUCAGUUGGGACCAAGCGUUCAGAGCCACAACACUGUGCAGCUUCCGCAGAACUUGCAGUUGAGGACUGUAUCAAGCGGUCAAGGACUUCAAGCUGUUCAAAAUGUGCAGAGCCUGCAGAAUCUACAGUCCGUCAAUGCAGGAAACCAGAACGUACAGACCAUCCAGUUGGUCCAAAAGAAUUCUGUUCAGGGAAUGCAACAUGUAUUGCCAUUUAUUCAGAUAGUGCAGGCUGCGCCAAAGGUACAGCUUGUCCAUACGUUUUAAUGUUGCCUACAUUACAGUGAUAGUAGCUGUUGGACAGUGUAACACCUGUAUAGACAACCUAACAUACAGCUGGCAUCCUGGUGAUCAGCAAAGAUUUGGGAUACGUACGUCUUGUUCGCAUUCAAGAUAUUGACAAGCCAUAUGUAGACCACAGAACGCCGGCAUCGGGCGAGCGACGAGUGAAAUGCAACUGAAAACAUUUCACGGGCAACGUCAGUACAACUAUAUAAUAACAAUAACGCGAUUAACUGUCCACCUGUUGUUGACUUAGGUCUUGAUGACAUCACACAUGUCGACAAGACCACUACAUACCGAAGACUUCUCGCCUCUGCUACGAUGUCCCUAUAAUCCCUUUCUUAAGAGUUGGCCUUGUGAAGCAUGGAGGUGGUUUAAGGGAUUUGAAGGAAAUUUAUUUAAAGCUACAGCCUCUGCUAUAAAAUGUAAUAUAUUGUUUAUAGUAUGUGUAAUGAUAGAAUUUUUAGCAAUAGUUUGGUUGAUGAUAUACAUAAGUUUUGGUUUUUUUUUGUCAACCUACAAAAAAAACUUUAUUGCACUUUCACGGGGAGGAGGGGUGGAGCCAAUGCUCUGCUUUCUGUAUCCCCUGACAACCUCUAAUGUUACAGCAGGCGCAUGGAUUUUCCUGUAGAAAUAGCCAGGAGUCGAGAACUAAGAACUAAUACAAAAAAAAAGUGGAAAUAAUGUGUGUGGAGAUAGAUAGAUAGAGAUAUAUAUAUAUGUGUGUGUGUUCCUUCUAGGAAUGAAAUAGGGCAGGGCACCGGACUCCGGGGGCAUAUCUGCGCGCGCGCGUCCGAAACGGGGGCGCGGCCAUGUAAAUUAGGGGGCAUGGCUAUGGAAACGUCAUUUUAGUGGUCGGUGCGGCCCACAGACGUUGCUAUAGGGGGCGUCUGUGGCCGGCGACGUCACUGUUGGGGGCGCGCCAGCACCGACGGGUUUGCUGGGCUUCCCCCAGCUCUCUCCCAUAGCGUGAAUGGAUGCCGUGCGCAUGGCAUCUUUACAUGCUGGGAGGGCAGGAAGCGGGUGGCUGUUCUAGCAGGGCGCCGCAAAAGGGGCAGGGCGGAUUUUGCCUUUAAAAAAUCGGGCGCGGCACCCUGCUAAAACAGCCUAGCGUGAACACUAUAUAUAUAUAUAUAUAUAUAUAUAUAUAUAUAUAUAUAUAUAUAUAUACUGGUAGAUUAUAAAUAGUACUGUUACACCGGCAGAUUUUCACAUUUGCCGAAGUCCUUGAAAUUUGCAUGGCUUGCUUUGUUGGGAAAGUGAUAAUCCUGUACACAACUAUAGGGGAGGUACGGUAUACCAGACUAUCUUGGAUGUUUUUUUUAAAGCGGCAAUCUUUUAUAAGGCAUGGUUUAGCCUUGUAAAUGAUUGCCGCUUUAAUAAGACCUGCGACCGACAUCCCGCACCUCUGACCAACUGUCUGACCCUAUUAGGUAUUUCCCCUUAUGUACAACGUCUAAUGUCUCGCAUUCUGUGUAGGUAUAAUAGUGUGUAAUGUGUACACACACAUACCUAGGAAUUCGGUAUCUUUACCAAAGUUUUCCUUUAAGGCAAACAGGAAUUUAGUCCUGUUUCGUUUGUCAGGGGAAUCUCAGAAAUCUAUAAAUGUUAACAAAACAAUAUUUAACUAGUUAAACUUAUCAAAUCUGCUUUUUGUUUGACUGACAACCGCGUCUAUUUAUUUAAACACAAAAAAAAAAAUAGUAAUUAUAUGUUGUAAAGAUUAUGCUCAAAAUGAAUUUGCAUUGUGACAUGUUUUCCUUAGUUUCUGAUAUUAAAUGAGUGUUAAAUCUAAUUAUUUUUUUCUGUAAACAGCCUUAAGAAAAAGCUAAAAUAAUAGCUCUAAUAAGCAAUGAUUAUGACCUUGAUAUUUAAACAAGGACUACACAUUAUUAUUUUUGCAAUUUGAUGCAAUGACUUACACUAGGAUCCAUAUUCCUGCUACCUUCUGGCGGAAAUAAAUCAUUUACUAAAGCUAUUCUCAGCAUAUUGUUUAGCCAAAUUGUAUGAAUUGAGGGCCCAAUUCAGACCUGAUCGUAUAUGUGCUAAAUACAGUACCUCUACGAUCAGUUACUCUGACAUGCGGGAUGACGCCCAGCACAGGGCUAGUCCGCCCCGCUUGUCAGGCCCUGCCCCCCUCCUCUGCAAGGUUGCAAAAGCAUCGCACAGCAGCGAUGCUCUUGCACCCGACGAGUAGUAGCUGCACUGGCGGGCGCUACCCGCCCUCGUCCCGUGACGUAAUGGCUGCGCGUGAUGUCACGCAGCUACCGUCACACGCCCUCCCCCCCCCCCCCCCGCGCAGUGCUCCGGACACGCCUGCGUUGUCCGGACCCCGCCAACGGCCGGUCAGUCAGGCAGAGGCGAUCGCAGCCCUGAGAUUCUGUUAGCAUCUCACGAGCCUCCCCAAAGGGACUUUAGACUGCGAUCGCUGCCGCCGCAGCGAUCCAGUCUGAAUUACACCCAGAAUUAGGAAAAAAUAGUCUGGAUCGCAGACUCUCCCUUCUAUAGUAAAACUAUACACACAAGGACGAUGGAUCGGCCGCCUGGCUGAUCUGCAGACCUAUGUAAUGAUUGGUAAGUGAAUAUACACUUACCAAUCGUCGGCCCGAUGUGUUGUACCGGACGUCACAACUGUGCGGGCAUUUACAUGUACACACAGCACGAUGCACCGAUAUAUCUGCAGAUUUUAUCGGCUGUGCUGCACAGCCGUCGCGAUGUCUCUGAACGACAUGGUUCGCAUAUAUGGUACACACCUGCCGACGCACCCAUGAUAUAUCGGCCAGUGUGUACCAAGCUUAAAUUUAUUGUUAGUUUUUCAGAAAAGUUGUUAGGUUUUUCUUGUGUCACAAGACAAAUCUCCAUGGUUUGAAGUUCUGGAGACAGGUUUUCCUCUACCGUGGUUUGAGCUCUCAUUUUAAGUGUAUUAACAAUUUUGUUCCUUGUCAGCACUACAGAGUAUUAGCGUUUGUGGUAGGUGUUUAUAAGCUCCCUUUGUACUGCUACCCUAGUAAACGCGCAGGGACUUCCUGUUCUGUGUUUUCAUGCCUUAUAUAUUUAUUCAAGCUCUUAAGAACAGAAACAGGAAGCUGGCGUGCACGGGAAUAUCGCCUCCCUACAGAGCAAGGCGUUUUAAACUGUAAACUGUUACAGACCUAUAUGUCAACAUUACAGUGUCUCCAUGUAGCUUUAGUUGUAACACAUUAAACAGGUUUUAUGCUGUAAAUAUGUACUAUGUAUGACCUGACAAGACCUGCAAUUCUUUUGAUUAAACCUUUGCACACGUUUUGAAGGA